AUGGAGGGAUGGAUUCCACGCGAGCAAAUAUUAGGUGUUGAAGCAAGAGCAAAAGUACCGGGAAAAUUCCUAGUUCAAGAAAAUCAUAUUGCUAAUCCACCCUCUCUGUUUUUAACGAUCCAAAACUUUUUAGCAGAUGAAAGUUACGGAACAACAAUUUUCUUGGAAAAAAUCUAUCCGAGACUGGAAUCUUGGUUCAACUGGCUUCAUAAAAAUCAAAAGGGUGGUGAAUCUACAACAUAUUACUGGAGAGGACGAAACAGUACAACUGACACAGAACUUAUUCCGAAGACUCCAGCUUCAGGGCUUGAUGAUUAUCCAAGAGCAUCUCACCCUUCGCCAGAUGAACGGCACCUAGACUUUCGAUGUUGGAUGGCACUUGCGUCUAAUGUACUAGCAAAUAUUGGAAAACGCUUAGGAAAAAAUAUACAUAGGUUCAAGGUUAUUUCACAAGAGUUGUUUGACAGCACGCUCUUGGAGAAAUAUCACUGGAAUCAAGAACAAAAAUCUUUCAACGACUUCGGACUUCAUACCAAUGCAGUUGAACUGGAUCAUAAAAACUGGACAAGGAUAGUUUAUAGAGAACCUAAACUAAAAUUUCUGGAGUCUUUUGGAUAUGUGAGUCUAUAUCCAUUGAUGCUAAGAAUUUUAGAACCCGAUUCAUUACAACUGUCUAACAUUCUUUCGGAUGUAACUAACAAGGAACUCUUGUGGACAGACUAUGGCCUUCGAUCACUUGCCAAAAAUUCUCCAUUUUAUCAGGUUUGGAAUACCAAAGAUGACCCCCCUUACUGGCGAGGUUCUGUAUGGAUUAACUUAAACUAUCUCACACUUAGCGGUCUAUAUCAUUAUGCAAAUAUUCCUGGGCUGCAUAAAAAGAUGGCCCGGGAUGUUUAUAAUCAGCUUAGGGUUAAUCUAGUUAAUAAUAUGUUAAAACAGUACAGAGAGACAGGUUUUGUGUUCGAAUAUUAUGACGACACAACGGGGGUGGGAAAAGGUGUUCAUCCUUUCAAUAGUUGGUCUUCGCUUGUUGUUAAUAUUAUUGCAGAAAAAUACUAG
This is a messenger RNA of Saccostrea echinata, 1059 nucleotides long. RefSeq names its product mannosyl-oligosaccharide glucosidase-like. The record is from RefSeq and is a predicted model, not a curated record. Bases 1 to 1059 code for a protein of 352 amino acids. Gene Ontology annotation, biological process: protein N-linked glycosylation; oligosaccharide metabolic process. Gene Ontology annotation, cellular component: endoplasmic reticulum membrane. NCBI's taxonomy places the organism in Eukaryota, Metazoa, Mollusca, Bivalvia, Ostreida, Ostreidae. Gene Ontology annotation, molecular function: Glc3Man9GlcNAc2 oligosaccharide glucosidase activity. The transcript has a single exon.